Manihot esculenta (cassava) is the source of this 2890-nucleotide messenger RNA. Its product is annotated as translocase of chloroplast 90, chloroplastic. The record is from RefSeq and is a predicted model, not a curated record. NCBI's taxonomy places the organism in Eukaryota, Viridiplantae, Streptophyta, Magnoliopsida, Malpighiales, Euphorbiaceae. Gene Ontology annotation, molecular function: GTP binding; GTPase activity. Gene Ontology annotation, biological process: protein targeting to chloroplast. The transcript has 3 exons. Bases 185 to 2518 code for a protein of 777 amino acids. Gene Ontology annotation, cellular component: chloroplast outer membrane.
GGGUUUUUUGUAUGUCGUGCUCGCAAAAUCCCAAAAGAAACAAGCAACAUCUCUGUGUCUUAUCUAAAGCAUCUUUUCUUCUCCGCCUCACCUUGCUUCUUCUCUUGUUUCUUGUUAUCACUGUGCUGAUACGGAAUCCCAGAAUUCGGGACACGGGUUUUGGAAUACUAAUUUCUCUUUUAGGAUGAAGAGUAUUAGAGAUUGGGUUUUUACUCGAUUAUUGUCUUCUUCUAGAUCGUUGUCAGGCAGUGGCAGUUUCUUCUCCGAGGGACCUGCGGAUGAAGAUUCUAAUGCCCCAGCUCACUUGGCUUUUUCAGAGGUUGCUCCAGUACUUCCGGAUACAUCAUACUUUUCUGGUAACACUGAGGGGAAUGAACCUCAUCCCUCUCUUCCAGGAGAUUUGAACCGAUCUAAUAAUGUCAAUGAUUGUGAAAAGGCGGAUUCAUUGGCAAAGAUUGAGGAUCUUGAAGUUAAGUUUUUUCGGCUUCUUCGGCGGUUAGGGCACUCAUCUGACAAUCUUUUGGUGGCAAAGGUUUUGUAUAGGAUACAUCUAGCAACAUCAAUACGGGGCAGGGAAUCAGAUCUAAAAAGAGCCAGAAAGAUAGCAGCAGAACAAGAGGCAAUUGACAAACCUAAAUUAAAUUUCUCCAUAAGAAUUCUUGUCCUGGGGAAAACAGGUGUUGGGAAGAGUGCAACAAUCAAUUCUAUAUUUGAUCAAAGAAAGACAACAACUGAUGCAUUUGAAGCAGCCACUAAGCACAUCCAAGAGAUUGUUGGUACUGUCAGUGGAGUCAAAGUAACUUUUAUUGACACCCCUGGCUUUUUACCUGCAUCUGCAAAUAAUGUAAGAAGAAAUAGAAAGAUCAUGCUCUCCGUGAAGAGAUUCAUUAGAAAAUCCCCACCUGAUAUUGUUCUUUUUUGUGAGCGGCUUGACCUUGUCAACAUGGGUUAUAGUGAUUUUCCUCUUGUGAAGCUAAUGACUGAAGUCCUUGGUAGUGCAAUUUGGUUUAAUACCAUCCUUGUCAUGACUCAUGCUUCUUCAAUGCUUCCUGAAGGACCAAAUGGAUUUUCGGUCAACUAUGAAUCAUAUGUGACCAAAUGCACAGAUUUGAUGCAACAGUUUAUACACCAGGCAGUCUUGGACAGAAAACUGGAAAACCCAGUACUUUUAGUAGAGAAUCAUCCUCAGUGUAAAAAAAAUUUUGCGGGGGAAAAUAUUCUUCCCAAUGGACAAGCUUGGAAAUCUCAAUUCUUAUUGUUAUGCAUAUGUACCAAAAUUCUUGGUGAUGUUAGUAAGCUCUUGGAAUUUCAAGGCAGCAUUGAGCUGGGGUCAUCUAGCCCCCGGGUGCCUUCGCUGCCACAUCUCCUUUCAUCACUCCUGCGGCACCAUGUAUCGAACCCAAAUGAAGUGGAUGAUGAUGUUUAUGAGAUUUUACUUUCGGAUGCAGAAGAAGAAGAUGAAUAUGAUCAAUUACCUCCAAUCCGAAUCCUGACAAAAUCUCAAUUUGAGAGGUUGACUAAAUCGCAGAAAAGAGACUACCUCGAUGAGCUGGAUUACCGGGAGACUCUUUAUUUAAAGAAACAGUUGAAGGAAGAUGCUCGGAGCAAGAGGGAGAAGAAGCUUGCAGAGGCAGAAAGAUUGGGCGAGGAUAACUCUGAUGACCAGCAGACACCUACAGAAGCUGUCCUGUUACCGGAUAUGGCAGUACCUCCAACUUUUGACUCAGAUUGUCCUGUACACAGAUAUCGUUGCCUUGCUACAAGUGACCAAUGGCUCAUGAGACCUGUUCUUGAUCCUCGAGGAUGGGAUCAUGAUGUGGGCUUUGAUGGUAUAAACUUGGAAACGGCUGUAGAAAUAAAAAGGAAUAUUUCUGCCUCAAUUGCAGGGCAGAUGUGCAAGGACAAGCAGAAUUUCAGUAUUCAGUCUGAAUGUGCUGCUGCUUACACAGAUCCUAGGGGGCCUACUUAUUCUGUGGGUUUUGAUGUUCAAUCUGCUGGUAAAGAUAUUAUCUAUACAGUUCAUGGCAACACAAAGCUGGCGACUCUCAAGCACAAUAAUGCCGACUGUGCAGUGUCAUUGACAUCUUUUGGGAAGAAGUAUUAUGUUGGUGCCAAGAUUGAAGAUAAUAUAUUGAUUGGGAAGAGACUGAAGUUUGUAAUGAAUGCUGGCCAAAUGAGGGGUCGUGGGCAAGUGGCAUAUGGUGGGACUUUUGAAGCAACAUUAAGAGGGCAAGACUUCCCUGUUAGGAAUGAUAUUAUCAGUCUAUCUUUGACGGCUCUGUCUUUUAAGAAGGAGAUGGUGUUGAGUGGAGGUUUUCAGUCUGAGUUUCGGCCAGUACGAAACAUGAGAGUGGCAGUUAAUGCCAAUUUAAAUAGCCAGAAAAUGGGGCAAGUUAGCAUAAAGAUGAGUAGCGCUGAGCAUAUUGAAAUUGCACUAGCGGCCAUUUUCUCAAUUUUCAGGGUCAUGUUAUAUAGGAAAGAGUCCAAAAAUGGAAGCAGAGAAACAUUGGAGAUGUAAUGAAUCUAUGUUGGCCCUUUUGGUGAUGGAUUUUCUUGGUUCGGAGAGGAAAAAAUAACAGAAAGCAAUUUAUAAGCAGAGCUAGGCUCUAGAAUGUUCAAAGAAUUUUGGUGUUUCUAAGGUUGUCCCCUUUUUGGCCGCAUAAUUUACUCAAUGUAUCUGGAGGAGCUAGAUAGUGAUGCUUUCUUUUUACUUUUUAAUGCAUACUUGGAGGAGGCUAGAUAGUGAUACUAUUUUUUUCUGUUUAAACUAGUGACAUAGACAUGUCUGGUUGACUUGUGUAACAAGCAACAGCUGUGAUAAUUGUACAGGAACACAGGGAAAAUCAAUUAUUCUAUGAUUCCUGGAAUAAAUCUCUUUUUGAUUGUUCAA